Molecule: messenger RNA, 1218 nt
Organism: Bathycoccus prasinos
Lineage: Eukaryota; Viridiplantae; Chlorophyta; Mamiellophyceae; Mamiellales; Bathycoccaceae
Product: nucleosome assembly protein
Exons: 1
Coding region: 1-1218 (405 amino acids)
Biological process (GO): nucleosome assembly
Cellular component (GO): chromatin; nucleus
Molecular function (GO): chromatin binding; histone binding
Source: RefSeq, a predicted model, not a curated record
AUGUCUUAUGGGUCUUCAAAAGAGCAGCAGCAAAAUCAGCAGCAAAAAGAAAUCGAAAAAGCGUUGGAAAAGAUGCGCUUAGCGAACAAGAAAGAAGGAGGCGAAUCGGUGGACAAGCAAGAGAUCGUGAAAGCUUUAUCGCAACUCCACGGCGACGGAGGUCUGAUCGGCGCGUUGCAAGCGAAACUGGACGGUUUGGUUGGUUUAUCGAGCGGGUACGUGGAGGAAUUGCACCCGAAAAUUCGUGCGAGAUUAUUCUCUUUGCAAGUCUUACAAACCGAACGAGACGAGUUGUUCGAGAAGUAUUCCGAGGAGCGAAGGCAAUUGGAAGAGAAAUACGAGAAGUUAUACGCGCCGUUAUAUAACUCGAGGAAAGAAAUCGUCACGGGUGAGAAAGAGUACUCGGAUUGCGACGAGGAUUUGAAGAAGGAAAUCGAGGCGUUGCCGAAGGACGACGCGAGUCCGAGCGGCGUGCCGGAUUUUUGGUUAGUCGCGAUGAAGAACAUCGAAGAUUUGGCCGAGGAGAUUUCGGAGAGAGACGAGGCGUGUUUGAGCGCUUUGGUGGACGUGCAAACGGGGAAAUUGGAAGGCGAAGACGAAGAUGGCGACGAAAUGGUUGGGUUUUAUUUGCGAUUUUACUUCAAAGAGAAUGCGUUUUUUACCAACCAAACGAUCGAGAAGCGAUACCACAUGGAAGACGACAGCGAAGACGCGGUGUUGAAUUACAUCGUGUGCGACGACAUCGAUUGGAAACCAGGGAAGAACUUGACCGUAAAAGUGUUGAGGAAGAAACCGAAACCUGGGGCGAAGAACCAGAAACCAAUCACGAAAACGGAACCGUGCGAAUCCUUCUUUACGUUUUUUUACCCGCCGGAAGUCCCGGACGAGGACGAACAAGAAAACAUGACCGAAGAAGAGGUCGAGGAUUUGCAAGAGCAAAUGGAGAACGAUUACGCGAUCGGGAGUUUGAUCGCCACCGCGUUGGUUCCAAACGCGGUGGAUCAUUUCUUAGGUUUGCACUUGGAAGACGACGAAGACGAGGACGAGGAAGAAGGCGAGGAAGACGCCGAGUACGGCGAAUCCAUCGACGGUGACUCCGACGACGAAGAAGACGACGACGACGACGAAGACGACGACGACGACGAAGACGAAGACGAAAACGGGGAGAAGAUCAAAGGAUUGGACCCGAAAGCGAAGGAGGAGUGCAAGCAACAGUAA